Ictalurus punctatus (channel catfish) is the source of this 3441-nucleotide messenger RNA. RefSeq names its product homeobox B4a (gene hoxb4a). Lineage: Eukaryota; Metazoa; Chordata; Actinopteri; Siluriformes; Ictaluridae. Gene Ontology annotation, molecular function: DNA-binding transcription factor activity, RNA polymerase II-specific; RNA polymerase II cis-regulatory region sequence-specific DNA binding. Gene Ontology annotation, biological process: regulation of transcription by RNA polymerase II; anterior/posterior pattern specification; embryonic skeletal system morphogenesis. The record is from RefSeq and is a predicted model, not a curated record. The transcript is spliced from 2 exons. Gene Ontology annotation, cellular component: nucleus. The coding region runs from base 1839 to 2579 and encodes 246 amino acids.
UUUUCAGUGAUUCCCUUACAUAUUUGUCGCGUACUGAAUUCUGAAUUUAUUUAGAGUUUUUUAUAAGACAGCAAUUUUAUUGUUGAGCAAUAUUUCACUGUAAGUGCUUCACAGCCUGCAGGCUAAAUGGGGCUGACCUACAAUGAAAACUGAUAUGUUUUAUUUCAGUUGGUGCUUUCUAUGACCUUUUCAGUUAUGUUAUGAUUGCCUUUCACGCUUACACUCUUGCUGGUCCGUGCAUUGUGUUUUAGUUCCAAUCUACGGCAUACGUUUAAAAUGUGUUAUAGCACAAAAUGGAUUCAGAUUGGGGAUUUGUUUGACCGUUUUUUUGUUUUUUUUAAAAAUUAUUAUUAUUUUAAGCGUUGAAUAUAUAUGGUGCGUAUAUACGUUCAAAUUUAAUCCAAAUGAACAAUAUUGUUAAUUCAACUCCACGAGUUAAUGAAACACUGGAAAUUUGCAGUGAUUUGUUUGCUCCUGUAUUUAUUUUGCGAGGUUUCCCCCUGUGAGACACCAGAGACUUGGAGCGUUGUACCUCAUUAACUGUACCACUGACGAGUAAAAGUCUUGUUUAGUUUUUCUGUCGCUUUAGCAUUGUAUGUAAAGAAAGGCCCAAUCCAUUCGUUUAGUAGAUCAAUGGAACAAUAAAGGCAGAUUACUCCAGGUAUAACACCUUGACAUGAAGGAGGAGCUGUCAAGGUGAGUAACUCCAUUCGAUAUCUGUCAAGAGGACACCUGUCAUCUAUAUAUACCCUGUAGAUCCGGAUUUGUGUGAACAGACACACAGUCACAAAUUCGUGUCUAGGGGAGUAUGUAGUUGAUAUAUAGACCGCAAUGCAACAUCAACGGAAAAAGAAGACAUCAAUAUAUAGCUUUAUUUAUUUUAUUUUUUUCAUUAAAACAAUACAAGUCUGUCCGUAAAAGUAUGUCAUCAACGAAAUUUUUAGCUUUGGUUGUACAUAUAUAUAUAUAUAUUUUUUAAAUCAGUUUCUUAGAGUUAAAUACCAGUGAUUGUCAGGCUAGCAUGUUCCAUGAAUAGUAAGAAUCAAGGCAACAGCAAAGUACAACCAACGUUAACGGUUAAUGGUCAAUUAUGCUUGGGGCGUAAAUCAAAAUGCAGAAUAACGCGCUCUUUGUAUGGGGAAUGACUGCAGAGUGUGCUUAAAUGCAAAAGACCUUAGUUUUGAUUUAGGAGGCUUUGCAACCUGAAUUAGUUGAUGAAUUUUCUAUCGAUCCUAAACAAGCCCAGAUUUAUCUCUGACACGCAGAUCACGCCACCUCCAUUCUAUCACCAUUAUUAGCAAGUGCAUUUAAGAGCUUCGGCAGACAGAGCGGGUUGCCCUUUCACUUGGUAUCGCUUUUCAUGAGUACUGGCCAAAAAUACAGGAGUGUUCAAAUUCAGAACAUCUGAACCACAUUUUGGAAAGGAGUAUGUAUACUCUCAUUAAACUGAGGUACUCAAGACGAAAGAGAGGGGGAGUCGCUUGGUCUCAGAGGUCUGUGCUUAUGUAAAAGUCCAGGGUGGCUUUAUCGGCAUGUCAGUUUUCGCUAAUGAGUGUUUUCUUUCAACUGUCAGAUUGUUAAACUCAAAUCAAAGCAUUAAAAUAUGAAACGUGGUUAUACUGUCCCAAACUGUGCGUUGAUAUUGAACACAAUCUAAACUGCUUUUUCUCGUUUCCUAAUCCGGGAAUUGGAAGGAUGCACGCCAUUGGCUAUUGCUGUCACGUGGACUCUUAACUUUGUUCACUUGACAGAAAGUAGGAGGGUUUUACGAAACAGGAAAACGAGUAAAGGGAUAGAUAUAAAUUUUAGUAUAUUUUGUGUGCAAUUCAAAGAAAUUAAUGGCCAUGAGUUCCUAUUUGAUCAACUCCAACUAUGUGGACCCCAAGUUUCCACCGUGCGAGGAGUACUCCCAAAGCGACUACCUACCCAGUCACUCUCCGGACUACUAUAGCGCCCAGAGGCAAGAGCCAUCGUUCCAGCAUGAGUCGAUCUACCAUCAGCGGUCGGGCUGCGGCGAUCCACCCUACUCGUCGUGCCAGGGUCCAGGGCAGCCCGCUGUGGUGAUGUCUCCUCGGGGUCACGUACUAAACCCAGCUGCACUCUCGACCCCUCUCCCAGAACCAAGCCACCACUGCGACUCGGUAACUCCGAGCCCUCCGCCUGCUUGCGGCCAGACCCCCAUUAACCAAAACACUCCUUCGGCCACUUCUCGAAAGGAUCCCGUGGUGUACCCCUGGAUGAAAAAAGUCCACGUAAAUAUCGUGAGCCCGAACUAUUCGGGGGGAGAACCCAAGCGCUCACGCACAGCUUACACGCGACAGCAAGUUCUUGAGCUGGAGAAAGAGUUCCACUACAACCGCUAUCUUACUCGCCGGCGAAGGGUGGAAAUCGCCCACACCCUCUGCCUCUCAGAACGACAGAUAAAGAUCUGGUUUCAAAACCGGCGUAUGAAGUGGAAGAAAGACCAUAAGCUGCCCAACACGAAGAUCCGCUCCAGCAACUCGGCCAACUCGAGUUUAAACGGCGGCCCCUUGUGCAAUAAUCAGAACCGUGCUAGCGGACCUCCACAGACUCUAUAGCUUGCUUGCGCUCAUCAGAAAGACACAAAUUUUAAGACCUCAAUUUCAGGAGUGAGGAUCUAGAAAUUCUCAACCCUCUCAUGGUUUGUAAACUAUGUGGAUAUAACACGAGGUGGAGCAAUGAUAAAGUGCACAGGGAAAAAUAUUUUAAACACAAAUGGGGUGAAGACUCGAACUCAGACACUUCCACAUUUGUGCUCACUCCCAGUUCGGUUCUAUCAUGUGCCCUGCUUCGGUUCCUGCUCCCUCGACCCCUCCAUAACAACAGAAGGCAGCAGACAGUUUUCAGAUUUGGUGAAGAUGGAUCCCUGCUUCAUCUUUAAUCAUGCCAAACUCAGUCCCAUUUGUCAUGUUUACUCUGUGGCACAAAGGAUGAACCGUAGGCCUGCCCAUUACCUCGACGUCUAGAAUUGUGCCUAAUAAAUGAGUCUCCUUGUUUUGUCAAGAGCCAUUUUCAAAACCCCCUUUCUUUGCUGGCUUGUAGCCUACAAAAGUAGCCGAACAUUGUUCUCUUAAUAUGAAGCUCCUCUUUCUCUCUAACGUUACUCUCACAUUUAAUAUUUUGUGUUGCCAGUGGGGCUGACUAAGAUUGUGUGAGGUUUAGAUGUCCUUCCUUGGGCAUACGAGAACCUUACUGGUCAGGUUUCUGUAUCUAAUUGUUUAGCGCAUUUCAAAUUGAGAACAGGGAAAUCAGACGGUGUGUAUGAAAAUAUCUGAUUUCGGUGUUGCUCAUAUUCAGUGGAAAGUAAGAAAAGUUGAACAGUUGGGCAUAUAGAUAACCAAAACAGUACAAUGCAAAACUAUUUAAAAAUGAGCACUGCUAAAUACUAUUUGAAUUACCUCAGUUGAUAGUUUUUUUUUU